Messenger RNA from Pelecanus crispus (Dalmatian pelican), 391 nucleotides. NCBI's taxonomy places the organism in Eukaryota, Metazoa, Chordata, Aves, Pelecaniformes, Pelecanidae. The record is from RefSeq and is a predicted model, not a curated record.
GAUUACAAAGCCAUUGACAUUUGCUGACUGUGUUGGUGAUGAGCUUCCUUUAGGAUGGGAAACUGUUUACGAUCAACAGAUUGGAGUUUAUUAUAUGGACCACAUAAAUCAGCUCACACAAAUUGAGGACCCAAGGGAGCAAUGGAGAAGGGAGCAGGAACGCAUGCUAAAGGAAUAUUUAAUAGUUGCCCAGGAGGCACUCAAUGCCAAGAAAGAGAUUUACCAAAUAAAGCAGCAGCGUUUUGAACUAGCCCAAGAAGAAUAUCAACAAUUGCACAAAAUGUGUGAGGAUGACAGCCGUUCUUAUGCCAGCUCAUUCUCUGGAUUUUCAACUAAUACCAAGUAUGACCCAUAUCAGAUUAAAGCAGAAAUAGCCAGCCGUCGUGACAGA